CCACAGCCUCAGGAACAGGAGCUGCUUCGGCAACAGGUGCCGCAUUUACUAAGAAAGGUGUUAAAGAAAAAAAUUUACCUUCAUUAAGGAAGAAUGCACCUAAAACAACCGACAAUAAAACAAUUUUGUUAACAAUCAUUUUGAAAGUAUUCGUUAAGGAAGUAGAUUUAUAUAGAGGAUGA
This is a messenger RNA of Funneliformis caledonium, 182 nucleotides long. Lineage: Eukaryota; Fungi; Glomeromycota; Glomeromycetes; Glomerales; Glomeraceae. The record is from the annotation of a GenBank genome assembly.